AUGGGCACCUGGCUCUCAAGAGUGCUCUAUAGCCUUGUUCCGCAGCGCCAGCUCCCAGCGCCUAGCGCCAGCGCUCAGCGCCAGCACCAGGGCCAGCCCGAGGGCCAGCGUGCAGAAUUAGUCUAUCCCCCAAGAGUGUCCUCGCAGGAAACGUCCAACCCCCUAGAAGCUGAGGGCCGGCGCCAUUUCCCUUGGAUUCAGCAGGUAGCGUCAGCAGCGAGUGGUGCCUUCGAGCCUGUCUUGGGUGAGCCCGUCUUGGGUGAUUCUGCUCGGCCCAGGACAUUGUAUUUUAGCACGCCCUUCGAAGGCUGUGCGCAGGAUGUAUACGUCAUCAACGAGAAGCCUAGCACCAAAGCCGAGGUCGAAUUUGCCUUGCUGCGAUGCAAGAUCCUAAGAUCCGGCCAUGACCCUCCUGAGAUCUACUUGUGCACACUGGAGAAUCGUCAUGUCUAUGUCGCAUUGUUCAAGGUCUUCGCGCCUGCGAGGGGUGUGCCCCCACCACAGCUGAAGGACAAUGUUCAUGUAUCGCCCAUCCGGCACCAGUCGGGGUUUGACAAUGACAUAGUGGUCAUGGAUCUUGAAGGACGAGACGGCAGUGGAAUUUGGCAUUCAUAUCGGCUAUGUCACGAGAAGAGCGAUCCUGGAGUGCCCUCUCCCCCCGGGGGAUACACCGAACAGAGCCCGGAGCUGAUAUAUUGGCUCGGGUUACUGGAGCAAGCGGAGCGGCUGACCUCCGUCAGCGUGGCAUCACGUUGCUCUGACACUCCCGAGGAAGCCUUAAGCUACUUGAUGAUGCAGCUGACAGACAUGAUCUUUUCGUGUAAGGCUCCUUCCAAGCAGACUGUCAGACAGCACAAGGGGCACGCGCAGAUUGGGCCUGUGCCAGCACAUGACAGCCACGGUGUGGCAACAUCUGUCAGCCCAGGCAAGCUCGCGAUGAUGCAGUUCGUGUCUCUGCUCAUGAACACGGGGGACAAAUACUUCUUCGAGAUGGCGUGGUUAGCGCGAUCAUUCGAGAUUGGAAAUGCUGGUAACUUGCCGUCAGGCAGCUGCGGAUCCCUAAUCUUCAAAUUUGGGACGGACCAGCUUGCGGGAAUGUACUCGUGCGUGACUGCCGAUGCACCAUGGAAGUGUAUUGGGCAUGCGCCAGAAGUGGAGCCCGAUGUCCUCCCACACUUCAGUUUCGUACGGGUCCAAAAGCUCGAUGAGAUCCUCUCCAAGAUACGCGGGCAGACCUCAUCGGAGGAUUUGGGGCAGGAGUGGGAUGACUGGGAGGCCUCCUUCCCGCCCAAUGAGGCAGCCGAGAUCGGGGUCGACCUGAAUGAAUGCAAUCUCCAGAGAUUGAGUGAUUGCAUCUAUCACAUUUCUGACAUAGAUGUUGACGUGCAGCAACUUCGGUUUACGCAGAAUACAAUUAGCUUUCGCUUCCGUGACGGCCGCUCCGUCAAUUCCUUAGCUGCCGAUCUCCGUGCCGGUGCGACCAAAGCCGGGGACCUACCGAAGCUUCAAGUCUUCGAGCAUGACCAUGCCUUGUACUCAUUGGACAACCGUCGGCUCUUUGCGCUGAAAGUUGCAGGGAUUAGCCGCAUUGUGGCCGAGAAGGUUCAGGUUCGCCGCGAUUUGCUGAGCAAGAAGCUAACCACGACCAGUUCCGGCCGUGUCGUGGUCUUUGCACCUGACCCCUCCAUUCCUGAUGUUGCCGACUUCAAGGUCCUUGUUGACGAUUGCUCGGGAUCGCAGCCAAACUGUUCCCAUCGGGUGCAGGUGACACACAUGGGAUCUGCACGCCCUACUGAGCAAGUCAUGACUGCACAUGAGAUCGUGAAGAUUCAAGCGAAGAACAGAUUUCCCGUAGACGGACACUUUCAACCAGCUUUCAUGGAUGUCAUGGUAAGCCUUGCUUUUCCUCCGACACCAUCAGCAACUCAGCCUCGGCGCAAGCGGAGAACUGAGAAGUCGAAGAUUAACGGCAAGAAGCCAUGA
Symbiodinium sp. CCMP2592 is the source of this 1983-nucleotide messenger RNA. NCBI's taxonomy places the organism in Eukaryota, Dinophyceae, Suessiales, Symbiodiniaceae. The record is from the annotation of a GenBank genome assembly.